UCCGAACUAAAACCGGAAGUAAACAAACCAUCGAGCCGUUCAACACAAUGAUAAAACUGACAAAUACAGUGCGUUUUACUUGUAAACGACUUAAGAGAAGUUAAUCUACAGCUGUAACCAGUACUUCAUUGAUUACUGUUAAUUGUUAGGUGAGCGAACGGAGAAGUUUCAGUUGAUCCAUUUUUUGGGCAUUUGUUCUGCUGCGUUUGUUCAUGUUUUGAUCCAAGGCACUCAUUCAUACAAGAUAUUUCCCUCCAAGCACGUUCACACUGUGAUAAUGGAUUCAAUGGACAACCUCAAUCAUACAGUGGGGACCAUGGCCUUAAAUGAUGAUCCUGCUCCAGAGAGCUCCACCGGACAAAAGGAUACCUCACCUGCAGAGAUAUUGAGAAUAAAACAGCAGAUGUCCAACCAGUGCUUUGAGAUGGCAGUACAGCUCCACACAGAAAAAAGUAAAAGAUCAUGCAGCACAUCAGAAGCAGACAGAGACUUGCCAGAUUAUAUCGAGGAGCUUGAAAGGGUCAAGACAGUUCAUUUCAACAGCACACUGGCACUGCACAGAAUGCAGAUGUGGCAUGCUAUCGGAGAAAAGCUGAAAGAGAAGGAUUCUGAGGCAGACGCCCUGAAAUCCGUGAGCGAUCGCUGCAUGGCUCUUUGUUCACAGAUAAAACAAUUUCAGCAAGAGUCAAGAUCUCUUCAAGAUGAAAUCACAGAUAUACAGAUGAAGAGACUUGAGAUAAAACGGCUCACUCAUGAGAAAAUGAAACAGAUAGAGGAGUUGAUGUCCAAGAAGGAGCACCCGGACUCGGAGAAGUACAAAGUUGCACUUGAGAAAGGACAAAUGAACUUGGAGAAAUACAAAAAGAUCACCAUCAUGACCCAGAACGUUUUCAGGGGCAUCCUUUUGGCCUGUAAAGUCAACUGGCUGGAUGAUCCCAAACUUCGAGAAAUUGCCAUGUCACUGGAGGAGUUUCCUAUCUCUGACUAGAAAGGGAUUUUAAAAUCUCAGUUGUAUGUUUCUGUGUUAUUUCAAUAAACAAUGUAAUAAAAAAAGAAAGUCUAAUUUUUGUAUGGUAAUGUCGGCC
Mugil cephalus (flathead mullet) is the source of this 1085-nucleotide messenger RNA. It is a transcript of the gene cenph, whose product is annotated as centromere protein H. NCBI's taxonomy places the organism in Eukaryota, Metazoa, Chordata, Actinopteri, Mugiliformes, Mugilidae. The transcript has 10 exons. Gene Ontology annotation, biological process: chromosome segregation; mitotic spindle organization; kinetochore assembly. Gene Ontology annotation, molecular function: kinetochore binding. The coding region runs from base 278 to 988 and encodes 236 amino acids. The record is from RefSeq and is a predicted model, not a curated record. Gene Ontology annotation, cellular component: nucleus; kinetochore.